CAGCCGGGAGCAGAGGCCGGGGCAGGGUGGAGGAGGCCAGCGGGGCAGCGACAGCAUGGUGUGAGGCCCCCGGCCCCCACCCAGCGAGGCCAGCAGGGAGCCGGUAGGCCGGCAUGGGCGGCCGCCGCCGCUGCUGCCGCUGAGGGCCGCUGGGCGAGCAGGCAGGGACUGGGACCAGGACAGGGGCAGGCGCCCCGCAGCGCAGCGCAGCCAGGCCCCCUUGUGCGCCCCGGCGGCCGGGCCAUGGCCGGGGCCAUGGAGGAGGACGAGUACACCAAGCUGGUGAUGGAGUCGCAGCCCGAGUGGCUGCGGGCCGAGGUCAAGCGGCUCUUCCAGGAGCUGGGCGAGACCACCCGCGAGAAGAUCCAGGCGGCCGAGUACGGGCUUGUGGUGCUCGAGGAGAAGCAGCAGCUGAAGCUGCAGUACGAGGAGCUCGAGCUGGAGUACGAGACUAUCCGUGGAGAGAUGGAGCAGCUCAAGGAGGCCUUCGGACAGGCUCACACCAACCACAAGAAGGUGGCGGCGGACGGCGAGAGCCGCGAGGAGACGCUCAUCCAGGAGUCGGCCACCAAGGAGGAGUACUACGUGCGCAAAGUGCUCGAGCUGCAGACCGAGCUGAAGCAGCUGCGCAACGUCCUGGCCAACACGCAGUCCGAGAACGAGCGCCUCAACUCCGUGGCCCAGGAGCUCCGGGAGACCAACCAGAACGUGGAGAUCCAGAGGGCACGACUGCGAGAUGACAUCAAAGAGUACAAGUUCCGGGAGGCCCGCCUGCUGCAGGACUACACCGAGCUCGAGGAGGAGAACAUCAGCCUCCAGAAGCAAGUGUCCGUCCUGAAACAAAACCAAGUGGAAUUCGAAGGCCUCAAACAUGAGAUCAAGCGCCUCGAAGAGGAGACGGAGUACCUGAACAGCCAGCUGGAGGACGCCAUCCGCCUCAAGGAGAUUUCCGAGCGCCAGCUGGAGGAGGCGCUGGAGACGCUGAAGACGGAGCGCGAGCAGAAGAACAACCUUCGCAAGGAGCUGUCCCACUACAUGAACAUCAACGACUCCAUGUACACCAGCCACCUCAACUUCUCCCUGGACGGCCUCAAGUUCAGCGACGAGGCGGCCGAGCCCAACAACGACGACGUCCUGGUCAACGGCUUCGAGCAGAACGGCCUCAGCAAGACGGCGGCCUGCGACAGCAACAAGACGUCCACCCCCAAGAAGGAGGACGGCUUCCCCCCGGCGCCCAGCCUCGUGUCGGACCUGCUCAGCGAGCUCAACAUCUCAGAGAUCCAGAAGUUAAAGCAGCAGCUGAUGCAGAUGGAGCGAGAAAAGGUGGGCCUCCUUUCGACUCUGCAGGAGUCCCAAAAGCAGCUGGAGUCCACCCGGGGAGCCCUCUCUGAGCAGCGGGAGAAGGUCAGUCGUCUCACCGAGAACCUGACGGCCAUGAAGAAGCUCCAGGUGAGCAAGGAGCGCCAGUCAGCGCUGGACAACGAGAAGGAGCGGGACAGCCACGAGGACGGGGACUACUACGAGGUGGACAUCAAUGGCCCUGAGAUCCUGGAGUGCAAGUACAAGGUGGCUGUGGCGGAGAUGGGCGACCUGAAGGAGGAGCUGAAAAGCCUGAAAAGCAAGUACGAGGAAUGCGAGUCCAGGUACGAGGAGGAGAAGGGCCGCUAUGAGACGGAAGGCCAGGCCUUGACCGAGAAGAUCGUGCUGCUGGAGAAAUCCAGCCGGCUGGACCGGGAGCGCCUGGCCAGGCUGGAGAAGGAGCUGAAGAAGAUGAGCGAUGUGGCUGGGGAGACCCAGGGCAGCCUGAGCGUGGCCCAGGACGAGCUGGUGACCUUCAGCGAGGAGCUGGCCAACCUGUACCAUCACGUGUGCAUGUGCAACAACGAGACCCCCAACAGGGUCAUGCUGGAUUACUACAAGGAGGGCAAGGGGGGUGGGCGCAUCAGCCCCGAAGGCAAAGGGAGGCGCUCGCCCAUCCUCCUCUCCAAGGGGCUCCUGGCCAUCGACCUGGGCAAGACCGAGAAUGGAAGCGGGGACAGCUCACCCUCUCCUGGCUCAUCCCUGCCAUCCCCUGUGCUGGAUCUCCGCAAGGAGCCCAUGAACAUUUACAACCUGAUCGCCAUCAUCCGGGACCAGAUUAAACAUCUCCAGGCUGCUGUGGACCGCACGACCGAGCUCUCUCGCCAGCGUGUGGCCACCCAGGAGCUGGGACCUGUAGUGGACAAGGACAAGGAGGCCCUGAUGGAGGAGAUCCUGAAGCUGAAAUCUCUGCUGAGCACCAAGCGUGAGCAGAUUGCCACCCUCAGGACCGUGCUGAAGGCCAACAAGCAGACAGCUGAAGUAGCCCUGGCCAACCUGAAGAGCAAAUACGAGAACGAGAAGGCCAUGGUGACGGAGACCAUGAUGAAACUCCGAAAUGAGCUGAAGGCCCUCAAGGAAGAUGCCGCCACCUUCUCCUCCCUGCGGGCCAUGUUCGCCACCAGGUGCGACGAGUACGUGACGCAGCUGGACGAGAUGCAGCGUCAGCUGGCGGCGGCCGAGGACGAGAAGAAGACGCUGAACUCGCUGCUGCGCAUGGCCAUCCAGCAGAAGCUGGCGCUGACCCAGCGGCUGGAGCACCUGGAGCUGGACCACGAGCAGGCCAGGAGGGGGCGCACCAAGUCCGCCUCCAAAGGCAAGAGCGGCCCCCCGAGCCUGUAGAGUAGUACCUGGAGACGGACUUGGCCUUCAGUGCCCUCGGUCAAAUUGCAGCUUUCUUAAACCGCUCCUGCUGCUGGCUAACCCAGCCCAGGGAGCUCUGGUUGCCCAAAGGAAUGGACACAAUCCCAAAUUGCCACCCUCUCUUUUUUCUUUUUCUCACGAAUAUACUGCCUGUACUCGGUUUCUAAGUUGCAUCUCCUGGUCGCUAAAGAGAAAACCUGCUCGCGUGGUGUGCCGAGACCUCCGCAGGAAGACCGUGUAACGAGUGCUGAAGACGCCAGCCCCGAGGCUGCUCCUGACGUGUUCAGACUGGGGGGGCGGGGAGCCGCCGGGGAAGCCACCUUCGUUGUUCACUAAAUUCCUUUCUUCUCUGAUUGUUAAACCCGUGCACUUUCGAUAUUUUGACAUUGUAUUCGCUUCCUUGAUUCCUCCUGUAGAAAGGGUCUGUGUGCUGCUCAUAGGUCUCCAUCAGGCUUUGCUUGUGCGUGGCGAUUUCUCCGGAGGCACGUGGCAGACGUCGGUGAGCUUUGGGGGGGGGUUUUUGCUCUAGACUGUGUUUAGCUGGGAGCCCCGGGCCCAGUCGGGCGGCUCGGCUAAACCCUCUUACGUGCUGUUCUCGAGCAGCCUUUUUUAAUUCGGAAAUGUUUAUGGUUUCUGUUUUAAAUGACUGAUUUUUAACUUCCAUGUUCAUUAAGAAAUCCAGGGUAUUCCAAUUCUGGGGUUUUUUCAUAUUGUAUUAUUAUUCUUAGGAAUAGUUCAAUGUAACAAGGAGAAAACUUGACUUUGCUCUGGUUCAUUCAAACAGUAAUAGGCACUUGGAAAAGACCAACGGAAGCGACUCGAGCAGUAAGUAGUGUUACCCGCGAGGUCCAGACACUCUGGAUUGGAGGAGGUCGUGAAGCAUGACUGAUUAACAGAAUUUUCUACAACUGUACCAGUGAAAUUCCAAAUUGGAAUUGUUUCGUUACCUCUUUUGUUCGUUGUGCCAAAUUGUGGUACAUUUAGAAAGAAACCUUCUCAAGUCGUCCAUUAUAGGGUGUUCAAUUUCAACGCCUUUUCGUUAAUCAUUGUUGCCAGUAGUGCCUUUGCUCAUUUGAGGGAGAAUCCUGGGAUAUCGUUUAGUCUGGGGAAAGGGGGGGGAUCCGGGACGAGCUGGUGGGGAAUGAGUACAGUUGUGCGGCAAUAACCUCAGCUCGUCGGCUUGUGGCGGUGGGUCUCUUCACGGCCCGCGAGAGAGGAGAAAUUGUACCAAAUUCUGUUAGUCGGUGAUACUUCACCACAAGGUUCCUGGCAAAUUCAGGGGUCGAGAAAGAAAAAGCAAACACAAAACAUUGAAUACGCUUUGGGAACCAACCAAACGGACUCUUUGGAACAAAGAAGCAGGCUGGAGGAGGAAGGACACUCCCGGCGGCGGGUCCGCUCUCGACGUUGGCGGCGGACAUGGUUUAGCCAUUAGUAUUCUUUGCGAUUGUGAAGGCGAGAUAUUAAUAUCUUCUCUUGCAUGUGGUAUCUAAUCAUUGUAAUUUCAGGAAACAGAAACGCAAAAAAAGAACCCCAACAAACGUCAGGGGCUUGGGGGCCUCCGGGCGUCUGUUGAGGAUAGUGGGAUGAGUGAUUAAAUUGGUACUUCUGGAGGAAAAAGAACCCAUUUUUUCCCCUCAAAAAAGUACAAAUUAUAAUAAUAAAUAAUAAUAAUAUAAGUGGCAGGAACAAAUGAGUUCUGUUUGCUGGAAUAAACAUUCUUAUUCCUAGAUGUGGGGGCUUCUCUAUCUUCACCUUCUGUUACAGUAUUGAUUUAUACGAAAUAUUGUUGCAUUUAAAAUAACUUCAUCUGUCUAUAUGUGGGUAUUUAUUUGAAAUGAUGUCUACGUACUGUACUCUGUUCUCUGUGCAUUACCCUUAGCGGCGGAUUAUUGGUCCUUAUUUUAAAGUCAUAUGCAUGUAUUCCUGCCAAGGAACCUUUACACAGACCCCAAGGGGCAAAAACGUCCUCAUUCUUUUGGGGGAGGGAGGCGAAGAAUGAGGACGAGAGCUCGUAACAAGAGUAUAAUUUUCAAGAUUGGGUAACUCUCCGUUGUCUGGGGGGGUGCAAAAGUAUGACUUUUAAAUUAAUCCAAAUGCAAUAUUUAUAGGAAACAGCCGGCCUGUGUAAAGAGUCACGUUGGCAGUUAUCAAUAAUAAAAAAAAUUUUUUUAAUGAUUAAAA
Molecule: messenger RNA, 4905 nt
Organism: Gracilinanus agilis (Agile Gracile Mouse Opossum)
Lineage: Eukaryota; Metazoa; Chordata; Mammalia; Didelphimorphia; Didelphidae
Gene: BICD2
Product: BICD cargo adaptor 2
Exons: 8
Coding region: 244-2700 (818 amino acids)
Biological process (GO): protein localization to organelle; regulation of microtubule cytoskeleton organization; microtubule anchoring at microtubule organizing center
Cellular component (GO): Golgi apparatus; cytosol
Molecular function (GO): dynein complex binding; dynactin binding; cytoskeletal adaptor activity
Source: RefSeq, a predicted model, not a curated record